This is a messenger RNA of Hypomesus transpacificus, 3653 nucleotides long. RefSeq names its product metabotropic glutamate receptor 1-like. The transcript has 10 exons. Lineage: Eukaryota; Metazoa; Chordata; Actinopteri; Osmeriformes; Osmeridae. Gene Ontology annotation, cellular component: postsynaptic density membrane. Gene Ontology annotation, biological process: G protein-coupled glutamate receptor signaling pathway; regulation of synaptic transmission, glutamatergic. The coding region runs from base 135 to 3650 and encodes 1171 amino acids. The record is from RefSeq and is a predicted model, not a curated record. Gene Ontology annotation, molecular function: adenylate cyclase inhibiting G protein-coupled glutamate receptor activity; G protein-coupled receptor activity involved in regulation of postsynaptic membrane potential.
GAUAUGGUCCAGGCAUUGUGCUCUCACAUCAUGGUCACUGGGUUAAACGUGGAUAUACACUGACAGACUGCCAACGCUCCUGCUCAACUGCCACGAGCGGAUAGUAUGCCCGCACAGCUGGCACUGUUCACGCGAUGUGGAAUAUGGCACGCGUAAAGAUGGGUUUCCUCGCAGUCCUCUGUCUCCCGACUUUAUUCUUCGACGUAUUCGUGCUGUCCCACAGUGGCAAUAUCUACGAGAGGGCGGCAGUCCCGCGGGCCGUAUCCCGCUCCGUGGCCCGGAUGGAUGGCGACGUGAUUAUCGGUGCGCUCUUCUCCGUUCACCACCAACCGUCUGCUGAGAAAGUGGCCGAACGAAAGUGCGGGGAAGUCCGCGAGCAGUACGGCAUACAGAGAGUGGAAGCCAUGUUUCACACUUUAGACCGGAUCAACGCCGACCCCUAUUUGCUCCCCAACAUCAGCCUGGGCUGCGAAAUCCGAGACUCCUGCUGGCACUCCUCCGUGGCCUUGGAGCAAAGCAUCGAGUUCAUCCGGGAUUCUCUCAUCUCCAUCCGGGAUGACAAGGACGGGUCUAAGUGGUGCAUCGACGGGACACCAUCCACCCAGCCUCCACCCAGUAAGAAGCCCAUUGCCGGGGUAAUUGGGCCGGGCUCCAGCUCCGUUGCCAUCCAGGUGCAGAAUCUCCUCCAGCUCUUCAACAUCCCGCAAAUUGCAUACUCUGCCACAAGCAUCGACCUAAGCGACAAGACGUUGUUUCAAUACUUCUUACGAGUCGUGCCCUCUGACACGCUGCAGGCCCGGGCCAUGCUCGAUAUAGUAAAACGGUACAACUGGACAUACGUGUCAGCGGUGCACACGGAAGGAAACUAUGGGGAGAGCGGUAUGGAGGCCUUCAAGGAGCUGGCGUCUCAGGAGGGCCUGUGCAUCGCCCACUCUGACAAGAUCUACAGCAACGCCGGGGAGAAGCACUUUGACCGGCUGCUCCGGAAGUUGCGUGAGCGUCUGCCUAAGGCCCGCGUGGUCGUGUGUUUCUGUGAGGGCAUGACCGUGCGCGGCCUCCUCAUGGCCAUGCGACGUCUCGGCGUAGCCGGGGAGUUCCUCCUCAUCGGCAGUGAUGGAUGGGCCGAUCGGGAUGAAGUGGUGGAGGGCUAUGAGCAGGAGGCUGAGGGUGGCAUCACCAUGAAGCUGCAGUCAGCGGAAGUCACGUCAUUCGACAAUUACUUCCUGAAGCUUCGUCUGGACACCAACACCAGGAACCCUUGGUUCCCUGAGUUCUGGCAGUACCGCUUCCAGUGCCGCUUGCCAGGACACCCUCAGGAGAACAAAAACUACAAGAAAGUCUGUUCUGGUGACCUAGGUAACGAGAGUCUGCAUGAGAACUACGUCCAGGACAGUAAGAUGGGCUUCGUGAUCAACGCCAUCUACGCCAUGGCCCACGGCCUCCACGACAUGCACAGCGAGCUCUGCCCCGACCAGCCCGGACUGUGUGAGGCCAUGGAUCCUAUUGACGGCAGCAAGCUGCUAGGCUACCUGCUGAAAACCUCCUUCAGAGGAGUGUCAGGGGAGGAGGUGUACUUUGAUGAGAAUGGGGAUACCCCUGGCAGGUAUGACAUCAUGAACCUGCAGAGCGUGGGGGACGGCUACGACUACCUACACGUGGGUUCCUGGCAUGAAGGAAUGCUGAGCAUCGAGGACUACAAGCUGUGGAUUAACAGCAGCGACAUGGUGCGCUCCGUCUGCAGCGAGCCCUGCACCAGGGGACAGAUCAAGGUGAUCAGGAAAGGAGAGGUGAGCUGCUGCUGGAUCUGCACCACCUGCAAGGAUAACGAGUAUGUGCAGGAUGAGUUCACCUGCAAGGCCUGUGAGCUGGGCUGGUGGCCCGAUGAUCAGCUGGAAGUCUGCCAGCCGCUGCCUCUGAAAUACCUGGACUGGUCCGACGUGGAAUCCAUGGUGGCGGUGGCCUUCUCCUGCGUCGGCAUUCUCAUCACCUCCUUCGUCACCUUCAUCUUCAUCCUGUAUCGAGACACGCCCGUGGUCAAGUCCUCCAGCCGGGAGCUGUGCUACAUCAUCCUGGCAGGCAUCUUCAUGGGCUACAUCUGCCCCUUCACGCUGAUCGCUCGGCCCACCGUGUUCUCCUGCUACCUGCAGCGCCUCCUGGUCGGCCUGUCCUCCUCCAUGUGCUACUCCGCCCUGGUCACCAAGACCAACCGCAUCGCCCGCAUCCUGGCCGGCAGCAAGAAGAAGAUCUGCACCAAAAAGCCCAAGUUCAUGAGUGCCUGGGCCCAGGUGGUGAUUGCCUUCGUGCUGAUCAGUUUCCAGCUCUCCCUGGAGAUCACCCUGAUCAUCCUGGAGCCCCCCAUGCCCGUCAAGUCGUACCCCAGCAUCAGCGAGGUCUACCUCAUCUGCAACACCAGCACCGUGGGCAUGGUGGCCCCGCUGGGCUACAACGGCCUGCUGAUCAUGAGCUGCACCUACUACGCCUUUAAGACCCGCAACGUCCCGGCCAACUUCAACGAGGCCAAGUACAUCGCCUUCACCAUGUACACCACCUGCAUCAUCUGGCUGGCCUUCGUGCCCAUCUACUUCGGCUCCAACUACAAGAUCAUCACCACCUCCUUCUCCGUCAGUCUGAGCGUCACGGUGGCGCUGGGCUGCAUGUUCACGCCCAAGAUGUACAUCAUCAUCGCCAAGCCGGAGAGGAACGUGCGGAGCGCCUUCACCACGUCCGACGUGGUGCGCAUGCACGUCGGUGACGGCAAGGCAGCGUGCGGGAGCAACAGCCUGCUCAACAUGUUCCGUCGGAAAAAGACCAGCUCCGGCAGUGCCAAUUCUAAUGGCAAGUCUGUGUCAUGGUCUGAAUCAGGUGCAAGACACCCUCCGAGGGGGGGGAAUGUGUGGCACAGACUGUCUGUGCAUGUGAGGAAACAGGAAGCCGGCUCGAAUCAGAUGGCGGUCAUCCGGCCCCUAACUAACGCACCCGACCCCCACAGCUGCAACCCCGUCACCCCCGGCCCUGGCACAGACCCCCACCCCCCACACCAACCCAGCACCAAGGCUCUGUACAACCUGGUGGAGGAGGAGGAGGGAGACGCGGCCCACCGCCCUCCCUGGACUCCUCCCUCCUGCUCUGGACAUCUCCACGGGCAGGACUCUAACAGGUCGCCCUCUUAUUCUCCCCCCGCCCACGCAUCGGGCUGUGCCACCGUGCGCCCGCGGGGGGCUGUGGUGGACACGCACACCUCAAAUGUCCCCCGAAUGAAUGACGCCAUGGAGGCAGCUAACCUCACCGCCACCCACCAGCCACUGAGCCUCUCCCCCUCCCAGCUGCAAGAGGGGGCCUUCGGAGGAGAGGGGCUGUUGUUGCCCCAUGAGGGCCUGGAGAGCGAUGAGUUGGACCUCCUGCACAGCUACAUGUACGACGCCAAGGAGGCGGAGGAGGAAGAGGAGGACGUGGAGAAUCGGACUCAGAGUAAGCUGACUCUGGAGGACUCUCUGGCUCUGACCCCCCCUUCCCCCUUCCGAGACUCUGUGUGCUUGGGUGGGUCAGGGUCCGGAUCCCCCAUCUCUGAGUCUGUCCUCUGCAGCUCCCCCAGCUCUGCCUACGCCUCGGUCAUCCUCCGGGAUUUCAGACAGAGCUCCUCCACACUGUGAGAG